UUUAUUUUAUUUUACUGUAAUGCGGUGGUAAACUGGUAAUGUUCGGCCAUGUUUGAGCGGUACCGGCUUCCGUAAGCGAGUGGCUACGGUGUGACGCAGCGGGCUUAACUUAACGGACAGAUCAUUUCUACUGUCAAGAUGGCGACAUCGGAACCGAAAGCACCUGAAAUUGAAGAGACACAACCUGACAGCCAAGUUGCGAACCAGGAACAGUACAUCAAACAUCCCUUGCAAAACAGAUGGGCCCUGUGGUAUUUCAAAAAUGACAAGAACAAAAACUGGACGGAGAACUUGCGUCUCAUUUCCAAAUUUGACACAGUGGAAGACUUUUGGGCAUUGUACAACCACAUACAGCAGCCCAGCAAGCUCGUUGUUGGCUGUGACUAUUGCUUAUUCAAGGACGGCAUCAAGCCCAUGUGGGAGGACGAUCGCAACAAACUGGGGGGUCGGUGGCUGAUGACCCUCAACAAAGUCCAGCGGCACAAUGACCUCGAUCGCUACUGGAUGGAGACGCUCCUGUGUUUGGUGGGUGAGUCGUUCGACGAGGCAAGCGAUGACGUGUGCGGAGCCGUGGUCAACGUCAGACACAAAGCGGACAAAAUAUCCAUCUGGACCAGCAACUGUCAAAACAGGGACGCCAUCAUCACGAUAGGGCAAACUUACAAGGACCUCUUGAGCAUCCCCAGCAAAGCCAUGCUGGGCUACCAGUCGCACGAAGACACGUCCAGCAAGAGCGGCUCCACCACCAAGAACAUGUACUCCGUUUGAAACGCCCGCCCUCAGUGUUGACGUAACAACUCGGCCGUGAUUUCGGUUUUAACAAUUGCAAGCCCAAAUCAUUAUCAUGGUAACUUUUUUUGGGGUUUUUUUUUGGGGGGGGGGAUUCAACUACCGUAGUGUUGUACUCUCACAUGGG
This is a messenger RNA of Syngnathoides biaculeatus (alligator pipefish), 916 nucleotides long. RefSeq names its product eukaryotic translation initiation factor 4E family member 1c (gene eif4e1c). The record is from RefSeq and is a predicted model, not a curated record. Gene Ontology annotation, molecular function: translation initiation factor activity; RNA 7-methylguanosine cap binding. Gene Ontology annotation, biological process: translational initiation. Gene Ontology annotation, cellular component: eukaryotic translation initiation factor 4F complex; cytoplasm. NCBI's taxonomy places the organism in Eukaryota, Metazoa, Chordata, Actinopteri, Syngnathiformes, Syngnathidae. The transcript is spliced from 7 exons. The coding region runs from base 139 to 768 and encodes 209 amino acids.